AAGGCGAGGGUUAAUUUGGGGGGCGGGGGUUGGAGACUCUCUGCUUUUCCUGUGGAGAGUGAGGUUUGGCUGCCACCAAAGUUACUUCUAGUCCCUGCUGUCCACUCCUGCCCUCAGUCUGGACCUGCCCAAGGACCCCUGCAAUUAGGCCUCCCAUGCAGAGGUCUGUGAGAGCCCAAGUCAAUUGCUCUUGGCCCCCUGGCUGGCUACUUAUGGGGCACUGUCCUGAACAGCUCUGCUAAGAUGCUCCUGGCCCCUCCCUCCACCCCGUCCAGAGGACGGACCCCUAGCGCUGUGGAGAGGUUGGAAGCCGACAAAGCCAAGUAUGUCAAGACGCACCAGGUGAUAGCUAGGCGACAGGAGCCAGCCCUGCGUGGGAGUCCUGGGCCGCUCACGCCGCACCCCUGCAACGAGCUGGGGCCCCCUGCAUCGCCCAGGACGCCCAGGCCGGCCCGCCGGGGAAGUGGCAGGCGGCUGCCGAGGCCUGAUUCGCUCAUCUUCUACCGCCAGAAGCGGGACUGCAAGGCUUCGGUGAACAAAGAGAACGCCAAGGGCCAGGGGCUGGUGCGGCGCCUCUUUCUGGGUGCCCCGCGGGACGCUGCCCCGAGCAGCCCGGCCUCCACAGAGCGACCUGCGUCUUCAGGAGGUUGGGCCGCGCCCCAAGAUGCCCCGGAAGCGGCGGGAAAGCGGGCGCUGUGUCCCACGUGCUCACUGCCCCUGUCGGAGAAGGAGCGCUUCUUCAACUACUGCGGCCUGGAGCGCGCGCUGGUGGAGGUGCUGGGUGCAGAACGCUUCUCCCCGCAGAGCUGGGGGGCCGACGCUAGCCCGCAGGCCGGAACUUCACCGCCGCCCGGCUCCGGGGACGCCAGCGACUGGACAUCCAGCGACAGGGGCGUGGACAGCCCGGACGGCGCGGGCGGCGGCGGCUCGGAGGCAGCCGCCUCGGCGCGGGACGGGCGCCCUCCGGUGUCGGUGGUGGAGCGCAAUGCGCGCGUCAUCCAGUGGCUGUACGGCUGCCAGCGCGCCCGCGGACCGCCGCGCGAGUCCGAGGUGUGACCGCCGCGGCUCCGGAGCCGGCUUCCCAAGGAGUGCCAAGCGCGGGGCUGGCCCCGAGUACGGACAGGAAUACCCUGCUUCUGGCGCGCUGGGUGCCUUUGCGUAAGCCCUUCCCUCUGGAACUCAGUUUCGCGUCUGAACCUUGGGGAAGUGGGACAAGUUGUUGCCGAAGGCCCUUCCCUGCGCCCGCGGCGAAGGGGGAGGGAGAGGCCUCGUGGUCCUUGUGGAGGCCAGGUCUGGGGAGUCACGAUUGGGGUGGGAGAUGAGCAAACCUGCUGAAUAAAGUUAAAACGUUAUUUAAAUGGGGAGCUGAGGAAGGAGGCAAACGGGUUUUCGUGGUUAAGCGCGUGGGUUUUGAAGUGUGUGCUCCCGGCUGACUGUGUGACCCUGGGCAAGCACUUGACCUCCCUGGAUGCAGCGGCACCCCUCGGUUAUUAAGGAGGAAGGAGUAGGGGAUACAAGUAUUUGAAAAUAGUUGUAAUGCGCAUGGCAAAGUAUCCAGCAUAUAGAAAGUGCUCAAUAAACGGUAACUGCUGUGACUUC
Cercocebus atys (sooty mangabey) is the source of this 1599-nucleotide messenger RNA. RefSeq names its product family with sequence similarity 110, member D (gene FAM110D). The coding region runs from base 244 to 1056 and encodes 270 amino acids. The transcript has 2 exons. The record is from RefSeq and is a predicted model, not a curated record. Lineage: Eukaryota; Metazoa; Chordata; Mammalia; Primates; Cercopithecidae.